AAUAGUUCUCAUGGAGGAUACAAAAUGGCUGGGUGCCACUUCAACCACUGGGGGCGAAAGAUAUGUCUUCAUGAACGCCGGAGGAAAUGACAUCGAUGGGCAGUGUCGACCCGAAGAGAUCGCUACCAAUAUAAUGAGGCUAGUGUCUGAAUUGAAGCAGCGUGGAACAGAGCGUGUGUGGGUGUCUGCCAUCGUCCACAGAGGAAGAUUUCCGGCACAUACGAACAUGACACCAACAAAAAUCAGAAAAUCAGUAAAUGAAAGACUUAAAAAGGCUCUUGUGGAUGAUUAUGUCGACAUGGGGAAGCGUCUGACAUACACCAGACAUUAUGAUAGAGACUUAAUUGGUUCACCCGGGCAGGGAAGGUGGCAUGGACGUGUUUCUUGGAACAGUCCUAAGGUCAUUCGCAAAAACGCUAAGGGCAGACAAGCGAUAAGUCCUCAUGAAUGA
This is a messenger RNA of Mya arenaria, 451 nucleotides long. RefSeq lists its product as uncharacterized. The record is from RefSeq and is a predicted model, not a curated record. The coding region runs from base 11 to 451 and encodes 146 amino acids. Lineage: Eukaryota; Metazoa; Mollusca; Bivalvia; Myida; Myidae. The transcript has 2 exons.